AUUCCACGCGAACGCUUCGGCGGUGUCUAGCGCUUUCGCAUCGGAAAUAUAAAGAAAAUGUAUAAAUUAAUUUAAUGCCGCCUGCCAAGAAGAGUUUUUGGUCCUUUCAAAUAGUUAAGACAGCUCUAGGAACUUUUUAUUUUGAUUUUCCCCAAUUGUUUUUUCAUAGACAUGCUAUUGUUGUUUCAUUAUUUAUGGGAGAUUUUAUACAGUGUAUCUGCUGUUGAAUAAGAAAAUAUAAGAAAGAAUAUGACAACUGAUAUGAACGUCAACCGCUCUUACUCUGAGAUUUUACGAAGGCCCAUAUCGGAUUCUUCAGAUAACGGCUUCUACCUAUGGCUGAUCGUGGGGUGCAGCUUAGGGGGUGUUCUGCUUCUCACCAUCAUGAUAGCCUUGCUCAUGUACAUCCGGAGGCGUAUUCGUCUGUCCAAGAAGGGCACCGACCUCCUGGAUUCCAGCUACAUUCCGGGUUCGGAAUUCUGCCCUCAACAAAUGAUUUCCAGUUUUUCAUCAUCAACCUCUGACGAUGUUUCGGAUAGUCAGGCUCCCAUUGGAAAGCAGUUUCGACGACCCUUGGGUCCCUCAUCUUCUCUGGAUCCGACCAGCCUCCUGAAGCUGACCUCGGAAUGUGUGCAACCUCGACCGGCCCUCACUCGGUGGCACACUGUUGCUACGCCCCACUGUCAAACGACGGCUGUCCUCGGAACCCUCGAUGCUGAAAGAGAUUCUGACGAAGAAGAGUCUCAUAAUCCUCCUUGUCUGCACGGACGUCUUUGGUUCUCAUUGCUCUACAAUUCGGAGGACAACCGACUUGAAGUGACGCUCAUAAAGGCCAAGUAUUUACCAGGUCGUGGAUUGGUGAAUGCUCCAAGAGAUCCGUUCGUGAAAGUGUUUCUUCUGCCAGACGAAGAGAAUUUUCACCAAUCCAAGAUAAGGAAGAGAACUCUCACACCCAAGUUUAAUGAGACAUUCGAAUUUAAAGUGUCUCCAGACGAUCUGCCGAACAGAACUUUGAAAUUAUCCGUAUACGACGUGGACAAGCGCAAAGUUCGUCACUGCUUAGGUCACGUGCUCUUCCCACUCACGAAAAAUGACAUGAUGUCUGGCGACACCAUGUGGAGAGAUUUGGAACUCGCAAUACAGCCAGCUGCACACUUGGGGGACCUCCAGUUGUGUCUGUCUUGCAACCCUUACAGCAACCGCAUCAAGGCCACCGUUUGCCGGCUUAGAAAUUUGAAAGGGAUUACUUCUGAUGAUGCUGUUCUAUAUGUGAAAGUUCAGCUCUACCAUGGCCGUAAGAUGAUUAAGUCAAAGCGGACGGUGCCACAGUCAGUAUCCAGUCAACAGGCAGAGCUCAUCUUCGAUGAGACCUUCAGUUUCGGAGUAUCUGGCCGCUUCUUCGAUUCGUGCAGCUUCACUUUCAGCGUUAUGCUGGCUGGAUCCAGUCCGAUGGUCAAGGACACCGUUCAUGGGAAGGUGGUUAUCGGACCCUUUAUGUAUGCCAGAGGAGAGCAGCUGCAGCACUGGCAGGAGAUGCUCAGCAAUCCCAGGAACAUGGUGAUGAGAUGGCAUAGUCUAGAAGCCCCAAAGAGGGUAUAGAGGACUUUAUUUCUCCCAUUUUUGUUAAAAUAUUCCCAAAGGUUUCUCUCCAUUUCGAUGCUCAAUGCAAAAGGAUCCUUUGGAAAUAAUUGUCCUAUCAAUGCACAUAUAUAGCUGUUUUCGGUUAAUAUCUAAUGGAUAAUGUUGUGAAGAAUCUCAAAUUGAUGUUGGCAUUGAGUUAGUAUAUUCAAAAACGGCAGGCACCCAAUGUUCAAAUUAAUGUCAUGUUUUGUUAGCGUAAUUUUUGGAGAGAGACAGAUAAUUGCAUUACUGUAUUUAAUAAACUCAACUGUAUACAUCAACUGAAUCAUUUUCAAUGGAUACAUCAAACAUGCAUCUUAGAAUGAAAUAAUCGAAACUGAUCUGACUAUUUAAUCACUUUAUAGAAUUUAGUAUUUAUGUGGGUAAAGGAAAUGAAUUCUGAUGAUUUUUUAAAUACUUUGUACAGUUAAAAAAAUCAGUGUUGGGUGAAUAGGACACUGUAUAUAUGCACCAGGAUCUCUUUCAAAUGUAAUAGUUGUAAUAUAUCCUGAUAAAAAAUAGUACCCUAUAAUUAUUAUCUACAUGAGUCUGUAAUCUUUAUAAUAAUUAUUUAAUACUGCUGUGAGUUAUAUCAUUUUUUAUGUAACAAACUACAAUGAGUUUCAACGUGGCUGCAAAAUAAUAAUUGGCAAUGCCAUAUAUUAACAUUUGGCAAGAAUAUGGAAAUCAUUUAUUUAAUGUUAAAAGUUAAAAUUCUCAACUAAAAUUUAAUUUUAUUCAAUUUAUUGAUUAACGAAAUUUAUAUCGAUAUAUAAUAGCAGUGUUUAAACUUGAAGAAGAAACAACUAUAUCGCUUCACAAAAGAUUUCAGUAAAAGCCUGUUGGUUAUGUAUGCAGAAUUCUAAUCAUGCUCUCAAGAAUGAUAAAGAAUGCGUCAUGUUGAGAAAAAUAGAGUCCUUAAUCUUGAGAAUGUAAUUGUGAUGAAAGAAAUUUAGUCAUGGUUAAUGGAAAACUUUGAAAUGUUGAGUUUUUAUCUUGCUGAUUAAAAAGAAUAGGCAUAAGAUGAAAUGCCUAAUGCAGAACAUUAACCAAAACAUACCAGAAGAAAUUAAAACAUUACAAUCAAACCAUAAUGACAUCAGUUAAAAUGAGUAAUAGAAAAUAGUUAGCAGUAUGAGAAAAACAUUCAUUAAUAGUAGAAUUAAUACAUUGAUAUCUAUGCAAUGUCUCACAUCGGAUGAUUUAUCUCCUUACGAGAAUUAAUAAAUCUAUUUAAUAUGAAGCACAUUUAAAAUAGUUACUAUUAUAAAAAUGAGAUAUUAUUAUUAUUAUAAAUAUGAUCUACUUAAAAGUGAUGUGGGCCAAUUUCUUUUUUUAUAUUCUUAGAUUGCGCGUUUUUUUUUUGUUUUUGUUUUUUUGUUUUUUUUUAAAUAUCCCGAUUAGCAAUACCAAGUAAUUAGAAGUUACUUAUAAAAAAAGCAAACUCAAUUUGAAGCAUAUAAUUUCUGAAACAAUGGCAGCUAUUGUAAUAUUUGCUUCAUAACAGAGUUUCCCAGAUAAUCUUUUCAAGACUACAAUAAUUAGAUCUAUUAAGGCGUUAUUGGAUCUCAUGAAUAAAUUUUCUAAAUUUUCACUUAGGAGUAAAUGAAUAUUUAUUAGAAGAAUAUGAAAUAAAUAUUUGCUAAAUAAACAUUUAAAAAAGCAUAUAUAUAUAUAUAUGCGCGCAUAUAUUGCAAUACGAAAUAAUAUUAUUUUUUGAACAUAUUUCCAUUCCAAUAAAGAAAAUAUUUGUAGAACACAUUAUUUUCAAAGGAUCCUUCUGCCAUCAAAAUGGACCGACCACAUUUUUCUUCCAAUAUGUGGGUAUGCCAUAUCUUAGAAUGGUUUUCCUUUUCAUAAAAUUGAAAAGUUUUUUUAUGCUGAUUUAAUUCAGAGUGGUAAACCCAUAUAUGGAAAGAAGCAAUAAUGAUGGAGAUUCAAAAACAUUCAAAAGAUUAUGCAAACGUUCUAGCACAGGUUUAAAUAAUAGAAUAAAAUUUGUAUAUUAAAUAUCAUUGACGCUAUAAAUUGGCAUCAUAAUCAGAUUACUAAUAUAAUAAAAACAAAACAGCACAGAUUUCAUCAUUAUGAGAAUGAUUUUAAUUAUGCACUGACUCUGUUUAACUAUUUUUUCCAUAGAACUUUGCUCAAACAAAAUGUAAAACUAAAUUUUAUAGUAAUACUUUCCAAUAUUUGAAAACUUUUCUUGCAGAAUAAAUGUUCUAAAAUCUUAUCUUGCAGCAUAGAACUUUAAAAUGUGAGUUUAAAAUGGUGAUUUCAAAACAAUCGAAUCAAAAGUAUAUGAAAUGGGGAUCCUGAAAAUUAGAAAAACUAUUUAAAAUUUCUUAUUUCAGUUUUUAGCAUUUUUAUAAAGUAUUUUUUUUUAUUUUCAAAAUUUCUGGAAUUAUUUAAUUAAUUCUUAAUUAUUUUAAUUAUUCCUUUACAAAUGUCAUUUUGCAUUUUAUUCUAAUUCGAUAAUCCUCAAGCGUUCUUUUAAAGUGUGUACAGCAAAACACUAUUUAAAUCGUUUUCUUUUAAAAUUAAUUUAUAUAGUUAUGGAUGAUUUUUUUAACAAAAUACGUUACUAAAUUAAUAAUAUGUCCUAUUAUUUUAUAUAAUUUUCUCAAGACCGAAAAAAUUUUAAGAAUUAUUAUUUUUUUAAUUAAUUUUUUAUGAAAAAUCACCCAUAAAAAUUACUUUUAUGUUUGCAUAAAUUCUGAAUGUUGCAUCUCCUCUUUAUCCCACCGUUUCUUUUAUACUUGAGAACUAGCUUGUAAUUUAUUGACAAAAACUAUGAUUCAUUCAUUUCUUUGUGUUAAAACUGAAAAGAAAAUUUAAUGGAGAAAUAUCAUUAAAUACUUUUAAUUAUUGAAUUAUAUUAAUCAAUAACAAUUUAUUAAUUAUCUGAAAUACGAUAUAAGAUUAUUUGAAGAAACUUUUAGAUUAAAUAAUAUUUUGGAAUUUCUUAAUAAAUAAAAUCGUUUGAAGAAAUUGAAUGUUGUUUUUAGCAUAACAUUAUUUACUGUUGUUGUGGUUUUCAAUUAUUAAUAUUAUUAGUUCAGUUCUUUUUUAAUAUAAUAAUUUUUGAAACUCAUUGUAAUCUAAAUCUCUUUCCAUAAUAUUUUGAAUAAUUUACUCAUAUGAAAUAUAUAUUUAAUUGAACAGUAAUCAGUUUUUGUUACUAAAUUGCAAUGCUUCAAAUGUUAUAUUUUAUGUCCUACCACAAAUGAUAAUGAAGACACCGCAUUAUAAUUAAAAUUAUGGAGCUGUAUUUGGCGGCAAAAAUAAAAGUUAAAUAUGAUAUUGAUUGUCAAUUAUUUUUGAUGAUUUUAUUUAAGAUCUCCCUCAAUUUCAUUUAUAGUAAUUUCUUUACCAUAUAUUUUCAUUUUGAUUUUCAGAUCAUACAGUUUUUUAAUCUUUUUCUUUUGCCGCUAUUUGUGUUUGUGUAAAUCUAUAGAUUGUACAUUCUUGUGCCAUAUAUGUAUGCUUUGUUGUCAUUUUGUACAUGUGUGUUCGCUUCUUUUUUACAUAUGUGCGUGCCAUUAUUGAAUAAAAUCUCAUAGUUUCUUAUGAUGCUGAAAGACUAGACUUCAAGUAUUGCCAAACAUAUUACUUGGAGCAGCUAUAUAUUAAAUAUGUUAGCUUUAUAGAAAUAUGUGAUAGCUGUAUUGUCAUGCGAAAUUGCAUUUAAUGGAUUCUAAUUACUUGAUACAUUAAAGUUUUCCUUGUAUUUUGAAUUCUUUUCAAACUGAAUUUGUAAAAAGAAUUGACAUUUUCCUUAUUAGUGACUUCCCAAUUAUUUCAGGAAAUAUAGAAGAUAUUAAGUUGCAAAAAUUUAAUAGGUUGUUUUUUUUUCACAGUAAAUUUUUAUUUUAUAUGUAUUUAGUAUGAAUAUUAUUUCAAAUAAGCACUUUUCUAAUUAUUCUAAACAAUUCCUCUUGCAAUGGUGAAAUAUUUAAUUCUCUGUGUACAUGCAUUCAAAGAUGAAAAGAAUAUUUUAUUGUACAUUUUCUUGAAACAAUGUUAGAGUUGUUCAGUUGCUUAUAGUGUUGUUUAUUGGUCAUAAAUGUUGCUUCCUGUAUUUUCGUAAAUCGUUGCAUUGUUGAGAAUGUAUAAGCUGUUGUUUAUAAAAUGUUUAUCACCAUAUUGUAUCGUAAAUGUGUUGCACUCUGUUUCUAACCACCAAUAGUCGUGUCUAUAAAGGUAGAGUCCCUCUAAAAAUCAUCAUAUUGGAAAGAAAUUCGUGAAAAGUCUAGCUUGAAUAUUUAUAUUUAUUGUUCCUUUUGCAGCUAUAAAAAAAUAACCAUUUGAUUCCUUAUAUGAAUAUUUGAUACAGUUUGCAGUCAACAAAGUAUUUUUAUACUGUUGCCAAAGAGAAACUACGAAAGAAAAUAGAAAUCUAAAUACAAAUAUGUAGUGAAGUGGUUUGAUCAAUUAAAUCUUGAUACAAUUCAUACAAUAAAAUCUGUUAUGUCGAAAUUAACUUGUAAAAUUUCUUUUAAAAAACUUGUAAAAAUUAUUAAAUAAAUUUAGUUAAGUGGGAGGCAAUUCUCCAUUUUCAUAAGGCUUAACAAAUCAGGGAUAAAUAUUUAUUUAAAUUCAUUAUGAUUUAAUUUUAAAAGUAAACAAAGUCAUGUAACUUUAAAUGCACAUAAACCAAAGAUAUAUAAAGAUAUAUUUUUUUUAUUUCUAUGAAUAAUUUUAUUUUUGUCUUAUGUAUGAUUUAGUUUAUACCAUUUGUUAUUUGAGAAAUAAUUGUCCUCGUGUUUUCUUCUAAAUAUUAAGCCCGAGAAAAGUAUUUAAAAGAUAUUUAUUUCAAAUUUCUUUUUUCUUCAAUUACUACGAAUUUUACGUAACAGUUUCAUCUUUUAAUGAUUCCUUCUGUGUUUAAACCUUAAGUUCCAAGUUUCAGUUGUUAAAUAAUCUACGGCCUUAAGUAUAUUACUUUAAUUUUGGAAAACACACUGCUGAUAAUUUAAGACAAGAAAUAUGUUUUGAUACAGAUUUUUUUUAUGUUAUGAUUUUAUAGGUCAUUAAUAUUAAGAUUAUAUGUUUUAUUUAUCCAUUAUUAAGGAAAAUGAAAAUGUAAGAUUUUUUUAAAGAAAUAGAAUAUGCAUUUCUGUUUAAAUUGUUUGAUCACUGUAACAGCUGCUAUGUAAAAAUUACUUUUUCCCAUUUACAACAUUUUAUAUCGAUUCUGAAUUAAAUUUUUAA
This is a messenger RNA of Argiope bruennichi, 6834 nucleotides long. Its product is annotated as synaptotagmin-15-like. NCBI's taxonomy places the organism in Eukaryota, Metazoa, Arthropoda, Arachnida, Araneae, Araneidae. Gene Ontology annotation, biological process: cellular response to calcium ion; regulation of calcium ion-dependent exocytosis; regulation of dopamine secretion. Gene Ontology annotation, molecular function: phosphatidylserine binding; syntaxin binding; clathrin binding. The coding region runs from base 250 to 1599 and encodes 449 amino acids. The record is from RefSeq and is a predicted model, not a curated record. The transcript is spliced from 8 exons.